Molecule: messenger RNA, 709 nt
Organism: Schistocerca piceifrons (Central American locust)
Lineage: Eukaryota; Metazoa; Arthropoda; Insecta; Orthoptera; Acrididae
Exons: 2
Coding region: 217-558 (113 amino acids)
Source: RefSeq, a predicted model, not a curated record
AUGUUCUUAAUUUUUGUAUAAAAUGUCAAUUACUGGAGAUCUACCUCUCACUGGAUUUCAGUUUCGGAGCCAACAAAGACAAAUUUUACUGUUGAAUAUUACCUGACUGCUGGAUCUACUACAAGCCCAGCAGCCAACUAUGACUGCAGCAAGAAUUCCAAAGGUCAAGAGCCACCUCCUUCCUUCUAUUCCUUUGAUGCAAAACAAGAGGGCUGAAUGGAGUACAAACUUAAACUGGAGAAGCACAUUCCAGCCUACAAAAUCUCAGGAACUUUGGAACCCAGACUACAGCUCCUGAGCAGCCUCUGCCAGUGCCUGUUGUUUGGGUAUAUGGGACAACAAGACAUCAAUACCUGCCUGCCCAUGCAGCCACAACUGCAGCCAAUGGACCCAUUGCCAUUCACAGUGACAUCAGCCACAGACAUCGAGCCUGUAUUAGCAUCAGUGUUUUGCAAAAUAGACAGAUUUCUAUGGUUUUACUUUGUAUGCACUCCUUUUCCAUUUAUAGAUGUCUGUAUAACACCUUCCCUAAUUUUCUUUUCAAACUUCUUAUGUUAAAGUUCCUAUGUGAAGCACAAGUUAUGCAAUGCAUCAGAAUUGUAGAAAGAAAUUCCCCCCACACUACUUUAUUGUUCAGAUCAUUCUGUUUGAAAUGAGCUAACCAAAAGUUAUUGCAAUUAUAAAAAUUUGUACAUCUUGCCAUAGACAA